Molecule: messenger RNA, 1949 nt
Organism: Cicer arietinum (chickpea)
Lineage: Eukaryota; Viridiplantae; Streptophyta; Magnoliopsida; Fabales; Fabaceae
Gene: UGT73AA1
Product: UDP-glycosyltransferase 73C4
Molecular function (GO): UDP-glucosyltransferase activity
Source: RefSeq, a predicted model, not a curated record
CAAAUGUUAAAAUUCAUGUACCAUAUAAUUUUUUUUUUUUUUAUGGGUCAUUGUGUAUAUAUAUCAUAUCUAGUUAGCAACCAAAUAUUACACAAUUCUCUCAACAUUUAUAUAUUUGAACUUUGAAUCACAAAUUGAAAUUUGCAGGCUAAAAUGACACAAGAAGUGGCAAUGGAUUCAACAAAAUUAUCCAACGUUCACAUUGUAUGCAUCCCUUUCAUGGCACCUGGUCACAUUCUUCCUAUGGUUGAUAUGGCCAAAUUAUUGGCUAGACAUAAUGUGAAGGUAACAAUUAUCACAACACCCCUUAAUGCAAUUCCAUUCAAAACCAACAUUAAUAAAGAAAUUCAAUUAGGCUCACCAAUUCAACUUCUAGAAGUGAAAUUUCCAAAUGUUGAAGCUGGAAUACCUGAAGGAUGUGAGAGCUUAGAGACACUUCCUUCAAUGGAUCUCAAAGAAAAUUUCAUGAUAGGUAUAAAUUUAUUACAAAAACCAAUUGAAGAUCUUUUUGAAAAGCUAGACCCAUUUCCAACAUGCAUAAUAUGUGACAAAAAUAUUCCAUGUCUAGCUGACACAUCAAUAAAGUUAAAAAUUCCAAGAAUAAUUUUUGAUGGUACUAGUUGCUUCAACAUGUUGUGUAAUCACAAUAUUUUUGCUUCUAAGGAACUUGGAAAAUUUUCUGAUUUGGAUGAAUUUAUUGUCCCUGGAUUGCCACAUAGGAUUGAAAUGAGAAAAUCUCAAUUGCCUAUGAUUUUCAAGUCUAGUACAAGCCAAAAUUUAAAUGCUAUACGUGAGAGAAUAAGGAAAUCUGAAGAACAGGCAUAUGGUGUAGUUGUGAAUAGUUUUGAAGAAUUGGAAGAUGGUUAUAUUGAAGAGUAUAAAAAAGUUACAGGACAUAAGGUAUGGUGUGUUGGUCCUGUUUCAUUAUCUAAUAAAGAUUAUUUAGACAAAGCUCAAAGGGGUAGCAAUAAUUUAAUUGAUAAUGCUAACGAAUAUGUUAAGUGGCUUGAUUCAUGGCCACAAAAUUCAGUGAUUUAUAUUUGUCUUGGUAGUCUUAAUCGUGUGACACCUAAGCAAAUGAUAGAAAUUGGUUUGGGAUUAGAAGCUAGUAAUAGGCCAUUUAUUUGGGUGGUGAGAAAAGCAUAUAGGUGGGGUGAAUUAGAAAAAUGGAUUUUGGAAAGUGGGUUUGAGGAAAGGGUUAAAGGGAGAGGAAUUUUAAUUAGAGGUUGGGCCCCACAAGUUUUAAUAUUGUCACAUAAAUCAAUAGGUGCAUUUUUGACACAUUGUGGUUGGAAUUCAACAUUGGAAGGUAUUUGUAGUGGUGUUCCAUUGGUGACAUAUCCUAUGUUUGCUGACCAAUUUUACAAUGAGAAGUUGGUUGAAAAAGUGACUGAGACUGGAGUUAGAUUGGGAGCUGAAAUUGCUGUUCAUUUUGGUGAUGAAGAUGAGUUUGGUGAUGGCUUUCAAGUGAAUAGGGUGAAUGUUAAAAAAGCUAUUGAAAAAGUUAUGGGUGAUGGUGAAGAGAAAAAUGAGAUGAGAGAAAGGGCUAGAAAAUAUGCUGACAUGGCAAAGAAAGCAAUUGAAGAAGGUGGGUCCUCUUACAUCAAUAUGAGGAACCUAAUUGAAGACAUAAUGCAUUUCAAAUGAAAUGUGGAUAAGUAAAUCAAAGUUAAUUGUUGGUGCUUUAUAUAAUGCAUUUAGUGUUAGAAUUUAGGAGUGGUACUUUUUUGUUUUUCUUGAAAUUGUUAUGGUUGGUUCCUUGCUUGUGGUUUUAUUAAUAAAGUAUAAUAAAUGGUGAAUGAAUAGAUUAGGACAUACUUGUGUUGUGUCAUGUGUAUGUGUUUUGAAAUUUGAAGUUGUGUAAGGAUUUAUUUGUUGUACUCUAUAUUAAUGUGAUAAUAUUGUAGUUGUUUUUCUAUAUAUAUUUUAUAAAAGGAAAGAUUAUUGGA